Molecule: messenger RNA, 624 nt
Organism: Dermacentor albipictus
Lineage: Eukaryota; Metazoa; Arthropoda; Arachnida; Ixodida; Ixodidae
Source: RefSeq, a predicted model, not a curated record
UGGGGCUUCCUAAAGGAACUUGUCGACACUAUUUCAUUCUUAAAAUCCAGAUACACCCUUGAAUAUUUGUAUACCGUUAAUCGCACGUCGCUAAAUGUAGCACUUAUAGAUAACCUUUUCCCUGAACCUCUGUACCGAAAGCCGUAUCUCUCUCUAUUUGGUCAAGAUGUUCUUUGCCGUGUCCGUAGAAUGUGCAUUACGCCAGCAGCGAAAACAUUUUUCUUUAAGCUGCACACUUCCACCCUGCCAGCUAAAACGUCGCUUCAGGAAAAAGGACUGUAUGUACCCUGGAAUACAAAUUGUAGACUUUGCAAUCAACCGGAGACAAUCGAACAUUGCUUUAUACUUUGUCGUGACGCAUUUAAUUUUUGGGACAUUUUACAAAGAACUGUAAAAAAAAAAGACUUUCCUCUCACAUAUUAUGGUAUCCGUUUCUUUCCUUUCGAAAAGACAACCAGUAAUACACCAUACGAUUUGCUUAUGUUGUUAGGACUUCAUUCAUUAUGGAGAAGUCGAAUGAUCGAUAGACAUGCCGAGCCACCUCGCUCGACAAGGUCUAUCUUCCGAGAAGAGACUGCCCAAGUGCGUGGUGUGGUUGCUACCUUUGAUCCCGUACCUGAAUAA